Bombina bombina (fire-bellied toad) is the source of this 5118-nucleotide messenger RNA. It is a transcript of the gene HOXA4, whose product is annotated as homeobox A4. Bases 3584 to 4324 code for a protein of 246 amino acids. Gene Ontology annotation, cellular component: nucleus. Gene Ontology annotation, molecular function: RNA polymerase II cis-regulatory region sequence-specific DNA binding; DNA-binding transcription factor activity, RNA polymerase II-specific. Lineage: Eukaryota; Metazoa; Chordata; Amphibia; Anura; Bombinatoridae. The transcript has 3 exons. Gene Ontology annotation, biological process: regulation of transcription by RNA polymerase II; embryonic skeletal system morphogenesis; anterior/posterior pattern specification. The record is from RefSeq and is a predicted model, not a curated record.
GCAUUAAAUGAAUUAAAAAAAAUACUUCAAAGUGUUUUUUCUUCAUAAAAAUAGGAAACACCAUACACAGAUAUAACAAACACAUACUAUGUAACACACUAGAUUGGGACAGUAAUAAAUAUUACAAGAUCUGUUGCCUUAAAUUAUGCUCUUAUUUAUGAACCGGUGUUAUUAGGGAGCAAUAUUAGUCUUUUAUAUAUUGCUUGUUUCCUGUUGCAUGAUAAAUUAUUAUUUUUGUUUGUUUUUCCUGACAUAUAUAAACCAAAUGAAACUCCAUUAAUCACAAAUUAAAUGUUUCCAGGUUCUUUAUAAAUGAGGCUAUUUUGAAGGUAUUAUUUGUAACAGUUGUAGAUUUUAAAAGCAAAAUAUAAUAUGUUCUGGUAUUACAGUAUAGUAAAAUUCUGCUAAUAUUAAUCUCAAAUUCCUUCCUCUUCCUGGUCAUUUGGAUUUCCUCUGGUUCAGAUUCCAAAAGAGUGAUGCAUUUUAUAACCCUUGUUGUAUGUGCAUUUUCCGUUAUUUAUUCUGCAUUUUCUGUCACAAGAAGUGACCUGGUAGAAACUACCCUGCUACCUUUAAGAUACUUGCUGGACCUUUUAGAGAACCGAAGUCCAAGGCUGAGGUGAACUUCAGGUCAUCGCGUCUAACAAAUAAGAGUAAGUCGCCUGGUGAACUGCAAGACUCCUUAUUUAACAAAGACUGUCAAUGAAGAAGAUUAAUAUGAAACAAAAUGCACACAGUGUCACUUCUCGGUCACUUUGAACUGAGCUUUGAGCUAAAAUUUACAACAAAACAGUUUCUAAUAUAUUAGAAAUUGUUACACACAUCUAGUAACUUUUUUAAAAAAAAAUGUUUAAAUAGAUUUUUGUGGAGGAGUACAAUAAUGUCAUAAAAUAAUAUUACAACCAAUGAUACAUCCUUUUGAUAUAUGCUGCUCCACAUAUAUUACAAUUUUUUAUUUUUUUUUAAACUUACUCCUUAUACCGUUUAAGGAUGAAAUAUUAAUGUGCAUGAACAGAUACACUAUAUUGUUUAGAAAUAUGUUUCUUAAUACCACUUGCAUUCAUAGCACCUCUUUAAAAAAUCAAGACAUUAAGAACUUAGAAUUUUGAUUUAAGCGUUUGCUGCUAACAGAUAUCACAAUAAAUCUUAGAGCAAAAUGUUUAAAUGUUGCUCUGUAAGAUAACACUUGGUGGUCUUGGCUUGGUUCUAUUUCAUGAUAACAAAGCCACCCAGACAUUUAACAGGCCUUUUUUUAAAUUUACAUAGACACAUACUUACAAAGUAGCAACAUCCACAUGAAAGCCAAACUAUACGGGAUAGGUGUUUUCUAAAUGUACUUAGAAAUGAAAAUAAAAAAUAUGAUGUACAGUAAGUAGUAUGGAUGCGAAAACAAGAGAACACGUGUAGAGUUUAUUUGCAAUUUUUAUUCAGAUUCGAAACAUAUGUUUAUAAAUUAAAACAAAUAAUAUUACUUUAAACACAUAAUUAUAUUUGUACUGUGAUAAUAUCUAUAUGUGGUCAAGUUUGUUGCAGGUCUUCCCACACUCAUUACACACAUGGCUGUUUUUAUUACAAUUUAUUACGUACAAAUAAUCCACUUUCUAACCACAGUAACCCCAAACACUCACACACGUAUGUUCCUCUUGUCAGCUUUAAUAGAACUGCAUAUAAAUCCCAUUGUGAGCAAAAUUUCCAACCUGUUUUUCGAUUUUUAAUCAGAUUCCAGUUAUUACAAAAUAAUAUAUAUAUAUAUACACAUAAUAUGUUGAACAACAUGUGUGACUGGAUAACUAUUAUUUUUGUAUACACUUACAUCUCCAAUUUGAGACUUGUUUGUAUUUUAUUUUGUUCAAAUUAUUUACUACAUUUAUAUUGUAAAUAUUAUAGGAAUAAUUCUUUUAUGUAUUUAUAUCUAUAACAACAGCCAUUAAAACUUUCCCAUUCAGCAUUACUACGUGCGAAAAUUAAAUGAAUAUUAUCAUGUAUUAUACGAGCACCACUCAGUUAUACCAAAGAAGAAUCUACAUUGGGUCUUGUAUGCAGGAGUGCUAAUUUAUGGACUGUUAUCAUGUAUUAUGAAGACUGCUGAGCCAUAAACCUUUUUUUUUUAGUAGAAUGAACCGUUCACUUAUUUUCUCUAUUAUACAUGUAGCAAAUUAAAGCUGUAGCUGUAAAAUAUAUCUUUACAAUACUUUAGUAUAAGUGUGUACACAUUUUUUUUUCCUAUCUAUAAAUAUUUCAAGCGUUCAAACUAUUUGGAAUGUAAAAAAUAUACCGUCUGUACAUAAUGUUAUACAAUAUUAAAUGUUAUUGUUAAAAAAUGUCAUAUAGUUUGAACUGAGUGCACAUUUAAAGCUUUAUCUACUAAGAUAAUACAAAAUAUCGUUUAUGUCUGAUAAGUAGUCAGAGAUUUCCAUCCCUUUACAUGUGUAGGGUGGUAAUAAUCAUAUUUUUGCACGAUUACUUUUUUCCCUUUGGUUUCCAGUACUGCAGCAUAUGGACUGUCUCAAGCAGAACACAAGCCUCCCCCAAAUAAAGUCAGAUAACUAAAUACUGGAUUCUGGAAUCUAUUAGAAGGUCAACCAAGGCUCACUUGCUAGACUGAAUAUGGAGGUACACAAUUGGGUUUCUAAAUAGUUCACAUAUCUACUUGUGCUUCUAGGACUAAUAUCUACACACUGAAAAUCUAUUUAUGUUUGCUUUAUUCAGUUGCUAUAUUCUAACUAUUGCUUUGCUACCUCUAGUAUAUAAUGACAGUUUCUGAACAUUUUACAUGAAAAGUUCCUAUGAUAUUUUAAAAUAAGUCAACUCUUUAAAAUCACAUAUCACAAACGCAUGUUGAUCUUUGGUUGCAUGUUUGUUAAUUCCCACCCAUAAAAAUGGAAUAACCCUCUAAAAAACAACAGAAAACCCCCCCAAAAAACAAAGUGAUAGUGCUUUCUGUAACACGUUUCGUACGUGCAAAAUAACAUAUUUUGGACAGAGCCAAAUGAUUGCUAAAGAGUAUUUUCUUCUCCAAUAUAACUUAUGCAAAUAAUGAUUAUUUACAUAUUAUAAGUAGAUGUUUAGCUUCAGUGCAUACAGGUUUGGACUUGGUUGUUAAACGAUGUGUGAACCUAUGAUAUAUUUUUGUACAUUGCAUAUUUAUACUGCAGUAUUACAAUGCUGUUUGGCUUAACUCUUUCUUAUGUGAUGUGUGAAGCAUUAAGCUGUAUUCUAGUAUUGCAGAUUCCCUGUACGAGUUCCUGCAUUUGUUUGAGAUUCCCAGUUUACAACAAACACCAUGCAGUGUGUACUGGCACCGACUAUCUCUGAUGCUGGAUACAUUGUCCUCUUUACCUCUUGCAGCGAGUUUAUACUGAUGAUCCCAAUGCUCCAGUUAAGUAUAUAAGGCUUGGCUGGUAAAACAUUUAUCAUCUCUGUGUUUCCUUAUCCGGAGUCCAUGGGAGCGCAGCUAUUGGCCCGUGAGGUCACAUGUUCUGUUAACUUUGCACACUUGACAGGGAGUAGGAGGGUUUUGUGCAGAACAGAAAAACGACAACGCGAGAAAAAUUAGUAUUUUUUGUUGCACUUGCACAAAUUAAUGGCCAUGAGUUCGUUUUUGAUAAACUCCAACUACAUUGAGCCUAAAUUUCCGCCCUGUGAGGAGUAUGCCCAAAAUAGCUACUUGCACAGCCAGUCUCCUGAAUUCUACGAGCGGCCGAGGGAGCCUGGGUUCGAGGCACCUCCCGAAGCUCUAUACCAAGGUGCAGGCAGCUACCCUGAAGCCACCUAUGGAUAUAGUCACCUACCAUCGAGCAAUGAGGCUGGGGUCAUCCAGGAUGGGAUGUCCCCUAAAGGGCACAGCCAACCACAACAACUUCUCCAAAGCCACGUCCUCAGGCAGCCUCCUCAGCACUGUGAAUCCCUGUCCAAUGACACCAUCCACCCUGAGAAAAAUAACACUGCUGGGCUCAAAGGCAAAGAACCAGUAGUAUAUCCAUGGAUGAAGAAAAUCCACGUCAACACAGUUAAUCCAAAUUACACUGGAGGAGAACCCAAAAGGUCUCGAACUGCCUACACCAGACAACAAGUAUUAGAGCUCGAAAAGGAGUUCCACUUUAACCGUUACCUUACCAGGCGUAGAAGAAUUGAAAUAGCCCACACUCUAUGUCUAUCUGAACGUCAGGUCAAGAUCUGGUUUCAGAACAGAAGGAUGAAGUGGAAGAAAGACCACAAACUGCCCAACACAAAGAUGCGUUCUGCAAACCCAUCAACAUCCUCUCAUCAGUCCAAAAUACUUGGUCAUCAGCAUACAGAUGGCUCAACAGCUCAAUUAUUAUAAUGGUUAAUUGUAUCAUUUCCACUGCUGGUUAUCAUUUGGACCAAAUGACUAUGGAAAGAAAAUCUUUAAUAGUAUUGGAUGAGCAGUUAUAAUACUGGACAACAAUUCACAAUGUUAAGAAAUUUAAAUGGAGACGUUUUGUGUACUAUUUAUGUCUUUGGCUGUUUCCACAUAAAAUGUUUAAGAGAUAUAUGUGUGUGGAAUGUUACGAAUAGCUGAGUGUAUACUUAGUAUAGCAACUAUUUUGUAUAAAAAAAUGCAUAAAUCACAAAGACGUUUACGAGAUAGUAUGUGACAAAUCUAUGGAUCAUGUAUUGUAUUAUACAGUUGCAGACAGGGAUAUUUAAGAAAACAUUUUUUGUAAUGAUUUAUUUAAUGUUCUAUUAAUUAAUUCACCCUGAAAUAUUAAAGAAUGGGUUGUGUAAAUAUUAGUCAAGAUGCAAAAAAUUAUGUAGAUUCAAAGAAAAGUUUUCUGAACAGAUAGAUUUUAGGACCAAAGUGUAUGUGACUCUUGUUAGCCUUGAGGUAUAAGGCCCUGUCUGUCUUGAGGACAAUGACUUGGUUAAGAUUCAUUAUGCAUAACUUUUGUGGAUCUUGUGAUGUAUAUUGUGGAGCUAAAAGCUGCAAAUAACGGAAAUAUUCUGUGGACAUUAAAGGCAUCAAACCCCAUUUUAAUAAUUGUUUGAUUUCAUCAUCAUAAAAGCAUAUAUGUGAAUGUAAAUAAUGUAUCAUGGACCACAGCAUUGUUUAUAUAUAAUUAUAAAAUAAAUCUUUUUUUCGUUGUAAAAAAAAAA